AUGUCUGCCACUGACACCUACUACACUCAUCUGGCCAUUUAUCUUUGUUAUGUGUUUUCAGCUUUGCAGCUAGCCUCUUCUGGCCUUGAAAAUCUCCACGAUAAUCUCAUUGAUUAUAAUGAACUCAAGGAUUCAUUGACCCAACAGGGUCUUUAUGGAGCGUGUGAAGUACUUGAGCAAAUAUUACCAGAGGUUACCAAUGAACAAGGUCAGGUAGAUUUACCUAAAUUCAUGGGCGUCUUAUCCAAAGUGAUGCAGAUUCCUGAAGCUGCUGGAGUUAAAGAGUCUCUUAGUCAAAUCAACAUUCCCAAAAGUGAUGAAAACAUCAUCCCUGAGCUUCAGGAAAAGCUGAAUGUCAUGGGAAUCCAUUUAAGUGAUGAAAAAAUACAGGAAGCAUUGGAUGCCACCAAUGUCAGUGAGGAUGGAACAAUUGAUUUAAAGGACUUUGUCAAUAAUUUGGCUACGGUGAAAAAAUUUCGUGAAUACCAAAAGAUAGAGGAUGCAUGGGAUUUGGUCAACAAAAUGAGUGAUGGGAAAGUCAAGGUUGAUGAUGUGUCUGGUACUUUGGAGAGCUUGGGGAUGAAGUUACCUGAUGAAGACCUUCUAGACGUUCUAAAAUUGAUUCAACCUGAUGAUGAUGGAUUAGUAAAAAUAAAGGAUGUUGUCGAGACAUUAGCUAAGACUCCACAAGUUACUAGGCCUCAUGGAUUAAAAAAUGCAUGGACUGUCGUCAACAGUGUCACUGAUGGGAAGAUCAAGAUGUCUGAUCUGUCCCCAGCCCUGGAGAGCUGGGGAUUUGAGUUAACUGAUGAAAAGCUUAAAGAGACAGUGAAAUCUAUGGAGUCUGUUGAACCGGAAAGUGUGAAUUUACAAGAUCUUAUCAAGAAAUACACUAAGGCCAAGAAAUUGAGUAAGAACCAAAAAUUACAAGAUGCCUGGACUGUUGUCAACGCUGUCUCAGAUGGUAAAGUAAAGCCUUCUGAUCUGAGAUCUAUACUAGAAAGCAUUGGUUUGGAUUUAAAUCCAGAAGAAAUUAAAGAAAUACUGAAAUAUGUGCACAUUGAUGAGAAUGGAACAAUAAAUUUAAAUGAUGUUAUCAAUAAAUUGACAUACUUGCAGAAAUGGAAUGACAGCCAAAGGAUACGACAUGCAUAUAUUAUUGUCACUAAUGUCAAGGAUGGGAAAGUCAAGAUGAUGAUCUGCCAUCUACCUUGGAGAACUUGGGAUUCGAUUUAGAUGAAGAUGAUAUUAAAGAAGUGCUGAAAUCUGCUACACCAGAUGAAGCUGGGGAAGUAAAUUUAAAGGACCUCAUCAAGAAAUUGACCAGUGCCAAAAAAUUGAAUAAGAC
Phascolarctos cinereus (koala) is the source of this 1348-nucleotide messenger RNA. The record is from RefSeq and is a predicted model, not a curated record. NCBI's taxonomy places the organism in Eukaryota, Metazoa, Chordata, Mammalia, Diprotodontia, Phascolarctidae.